CCUGGUCUCGAAGCUUACCGGCCCCAUCGCUAUAAACCGGGUGAUUCUCUUCGAAGCAUUUACUCCUCCCUCUGGAUGGUCCCAUCGCCCAUCCCACCAUUCAUACCAACACCCAUACACCACAUUCUAUGGGGACAGUCGACGAGGGAUACAUACUCAAUCAUCACAUGGAAGAGCGACACUAAACACAACAACUACUUUACUUACCCCUGCAUAAGGCCUAUCUCAAGCGAUCACCAUGUCCGGAUAUCUAUACGAAGCGCCAACCCCGUGCCCAUCACGGAUGAACAUCUCAACCUUCAGCGGGAGAAGCUCAUCCGACAGUCUCUGGAACGAGAGUCUAGAGAGCUACGACGAUACCGCGAAUGUGGAAUUCACGACGGAAAUCAAACCCUCCGUGCUCACGGGGGCGAAACCACGACGACGGACGAAGACGAGCGCGUCGUUUAUGAUUCAUGAUGAGCAUGAGAAACCCACCACCACCACCACCACCAUCUCCACCAUCUCCACUGUAUCUAAACCGAAGCGGGAAUCAAGCAUGGUAGCUUCGACCACGAAUCGCAAGUCCUCAUUGCUCGCGCAGCCCGCGCAGCGAUUCCGUCCUAGAGUGAGCUUCGCGCCGAGUCCGGGCAGUGGGUCGCGACAGGAGAGACUCGGUUGCAACAAGACACAGAAGAAUAAUGAGCUUUUGAUGCAGAUUAACGGUCGAGGGGAGCACGUUCAGGUCAAAGACGGGUUGAAGAAGGAUGUGCGCCGGAAGACGGUCUACAUUCCGCAGGAUGAUACGACCGUGGCGAGCGCGUUCAUGGGCCUCUUUAGUCCGUUGAAGUCGGGGAGUUUUGAGAAUUGUAUGGCCGAGGAUACGCAGGUGAAUACGUUAGAGGCGCAGAUUGUCAGGAAGAGACAGGUGAAGCGGUCGCUUGCGUCGUCUGCGCAGCGGGCGCCGUUGCGGCCGAGUGCGAAAGUUGUCCAGGAGGCUUGUGUCCCGGUGGAUGUUGCGGGGAAGAAUGGUGGGAAGGAGAAUAUUCCUCCUGGGUCGGUUUUGGUUGAUGGCAAGAAGGGAUGUCAGUCUUUGAAAGGUAAAGAGGGACAGAAUGAAGAUUUCAAGUCCCAAGUGACAGGCAGCCGAGCUGGCGGGCGUGACACUGCAAGACCUUCGAAGCCUCUGUCAAUGAAAACAAGCAAUGGGGUUCAAAGAAAUGCUGGUCUUGGUGAGAGCCGGAACAUCAAGACACGACCUGGCAAGAUCGAUCAGGACAGUGUGAAGCGGAGUUUGACAAAUAACAAAGCUGCUUCAGUGCAAAGCUCAAAUCCUCCAAGGACAGUGAAACGGCCCACAACAAGCACAAAUGCACCCAAGGCAACCGUUCUCCGAGGAAUUACGAAGAGCAUUGAGAAAGAUUACCCGGUCAUCUCGGACAACAUCAUGGACUCGGCGCUGUAUGAGGACAACUGGCUGUCGCACCAGGAGGUGGCAAUAACACAACUGGUUAAUGAACUGCUUCCAUGCGCAGAUGAGCGGGCACUCGACAAUCAUGCCACGCUUCGACAUGGGCUCAUCAGCUUGUAUCAGGGAGCAUCUUUCACACACCUACACAAGCGACUCCAGGCGUCAUUGCUAUACGGAGUAAUGAGCAUCCCCAAAGAUGUGCUUACGCGGAGUAGCCGUCUUCACCAAGAUCUGGGUAUGAAGCGAAAGUUUUUGGAUAUCUGGGUGCAAACCUACGAUCUGCGCGCAUUGCGAGCCGCAGUGGAAGCCAUCACGGGGAGGAAGAUUCCUAACUCCAAGUUAGCCCAUGGAAGUGAGACCUCAGAUAAGGAAAAGGCAAUGAAGCGAAGGCUGGAAGGGUUUUUGGAUGUCUUCCUUCUCCAAAAUCAGGAUAUGGAUCGUCAUGAAAAAGCCUCUGCCGGAGAAACUGGCGACGCAGCCGCGCGGGCAUACCGGCGAACGGCUCUUCGAAGCAUCAUGAUGGUCAUCCUUUUGGACAAAGCCAGGCUGUGCCCAGAGACAACUGUUCCGCGCCGUCUUUUCUUGCCGUCCUCGCCGCGAAAGUCCUCCGCUGCAGUACUUCAGGCGUUGGGCCGGUUCCUGCUACCAUCAUGCGGAGACAUCAUCAAGGCAUUGAGUCACUUGGACUGUGAAUUGGGUUAUGAGCAGCAUCCAUUGGAAGAAUACGAGUAUCCGAUUAACAACCUGGCCGUGGAUCUUCGAGACGGCGUGAGACUGACGCGAAUCGUGGAGUUGUUACUCUAUCCUUCGACUUCGCCUGGUGAGCUGUCAGAUCUCAACGCGCCGCUUUCCUGCUAUCUGAAAUUUCCCUGCAUGAGCCGCACGGUGAAGCUCUUUAACGUACAAGUUGCCCUGGAUGCGUUGGCUUCGGUGGAAGGAACUCGGAAGCUUAUCGGGGAUGUCCGCGCAGAAGACAUUGUUGAUGGACACCGCGAAAAGACCAUUGCGUUGCUGUGGAAGCUGAUCAGCACAUGGGGUCUCGCGGGGCUUGUGGAUUGGGGAGAUGUCAGAAAAGAGAUUGAGAGACUGAAGCAAAAGGCAGCUUCUCAGGUCGGAUACGAGAACUUCCAGGACGAAAUUUGGGUCCACCAUCUGAACGAGACUGACGACGAACCAACGCUGCUGCUCAAGCAAUGGGCGUCUGUGUUGGCGCAUCUAAAAGGGCUACGACUCGACAAUUUCAGCACGAGCUUUAGCGACGGCAAGAUCUACGAAAGCAUUGUCGACGAAUAUGAGGGCUAUGUACUUCGUCCCGAGGACCUUAGCAACAGAUCAGCAUCUUUGGAGUCUCGUCUUCGAGCCCUAGGAUGCAGUGCACAGUUUGCACAACUCGUGUCACCCGCCUCAAAGACUCAUAUCGUCGAUAGCAACUUUACUAUCGGGGCACUCGCCUUUCUCUGUUCGCGACUGCUCUCGGCCACGCAGCGCACUCGAGCCGCGACAGUGCUGCAAACUGCAUGGCGACGCAUCCUUCUGCGUCGGGAUCAGCAGCGCCGCGCCGUCGCGAAGGAUCUAGCCAGGCAGUGCGCAGCCGUCGUGCAGACACGAGACCGGAUGCUCUGGGCCCAGGGAGUGAUUGUGCGGUGGUGGAAGUCCAGCGGCGUCGCCGACGGGCAGCUACGAAGGGUGUCCGACGAUAUGAUAGAUUCCUAUGAUUAGGGGCGGUGCAUAAUGUUUCAUAUGGAUGACGCGAGAUAAUUGCUUCAUUGGUACUAGACAAUUACAUAGCCAGUCC
Aspergillus ibericus CBS 121593 is the source of this 3245-nucleotide messenger RNA. It is a transcript of the gene sha1, whose product is annotated as putative calmodulin-binding protein Sha1. Gene Ontology annotation, molecular function: protein binding. The coding region runs from base 239 to 3169 and encodes 976 amino acids. The transcript has 2 exons. Lineage: Eukaryota; Fungi; Ascomycota; Eurotiomycetes; Eurotiales; Aspergillaceae. Gene Ontology annotation, biological process: establishment of meiotic spindle localization; spindle organization; mitotic cell cycle. Gene Ontology annotation, cellular component: spindle pole. The record is from RefSeq and is a predicted model, not a curated record.